Molecule: messenger RNA, 375 nt
Organism: Peromyscus eremicus (cactus mouse)
Lineage: Eukaryota; Metazoa; Chordata; Mammalia; Rodentia; Cricetidae
Product: cytochrome c oxidase subunit 6A2, mitochondrial
Exons: 3
Coding region: 82-375 (97 amino acids)
Biological process (GO): mitochondrial electron transport, cytochrome c to oxygen
Cellular component (GO): mitochondrial inner membrane
Molecular function (GO): enzyme regulator activity
Source: RefSeq, a predicted model, not a curated record
GGCUCAGAGAGGGGAGGAGAUCCUCUAGGCUGGGUGAAGGAGAGAGAAAAGGACAGUGCCAUUCCCAGCUUCUCCUCGGCAAUGGCUCUGCCUCUUAAGGUCCUGAGUCGGGGCUUGGCCAGCGCAGCCAAAGGAGACCAUGGAGGGGCGGGAGCCAACACCUGGCGUUUCCUGACCUUCGUGCUAGCACUGCCCAGCGUGGCCCUCUGCACCCUCAACUGCUGGAUGCAUGCUGGCCACCACCAGCGCCAAGAGUUCAUCCCUUACCACCACCUCCGCAUCCGCACCAAGCCCUUCUCCUGGGGGGAUGGCAACCACACACUUUUCCACAAUCCCCACGUCAAUCCUUUGCCCACGGGCUAUGAGCACCCUUGA